This is a messenger RNA of Uranotaenia lowii, 1446 nucleotides long. It is a transcript of the gene PheRS-m, whose product is annotated as probable phenylalanine--tRNA ligase, mitochondrial. Gene Ontology annotation, cellular component: mitochondrion; cytoplasm. Gene Ontology annotation, molecular function: tRNA binding; ATP binding; phenylalanine-tRNA ligase activity. Gene Ontology annotation, biological process: phenylalanyl-tRNA aminoacylation. The transcript has 3 exons. The coding region runs from base 72 to 1409 and encodes 445 amino acids. The record is from RefSeq and is a predicted model, not a curated record. Lineage: Eukaryota; Metazoa; Arthropoda; Insecta; Diptera; Culicidae.
UUGUAAAUAAGGUGGCCGCGCGUGAGUUAUGAAACUUUUGCCAAGGAUUUCGCGAAAGGAGUUUGAUUAAAAUGUUUUUCAUUAAAAUUCUCAAAGUGAGGCCGGUUCUGAGUUUAUCGGGUAACGUAUCGCGAUUGUUGAGCAGUCAAGCCAAUAUCAGUGAGAAAACGGUGGACCUCUACCGGCAGCAGUACGAGAGAGAUUCCUGGACUAACAUUACACCGAAAAUACUUUCCCAUCUGGAUCGGAAUCUUCACCUGCAACAGAACCACCCACUCUCGAUCAUUUGGAAAAGGAUAACCAAAUAUUUCUACGGUGCUUAUUUGAAUCCCCGUGGGAAUCCCAUGUUCAGUGUGCAUGAACGGCUGAGUCCGGUUGUAUCGAUAGAACAAAAUUUCGACAAUCUGCUUAUCUCGAAAGACCAUCCGAGCAGAGCCAAGAAUGAUUGUUACUACAUAAACCAAAACUUCCUGCUGAGGGCGCAUACGACAGCUCAUCAGGUUGAACUUAUCCAAUCUGGAUUGGACAAUUUUUUAGUUGUGGGAGAUGUAUACCGGAGAGAUGAAAUCGAUUCAACUCAUUAUCCCGUGUUCCAUCAAAUGGAUGGGGUACGAAUCAUUCAUCAAGACAAGCUUUUCGAACGCAAUCCGGAACUUAAUGUCUUUGAAACUUCAUAUAAAACUCAUCUCAAUCAAAAUUCAACCACCAUUUCGGAAUGUAUCGAUCAACAGAAACAACCUUGUCACACUUUGGAGGCUGUCAAGUUGUGCGAACACGAAAUGAAACGAAUCCUGGUGGGCAUGGUAAAAGAUCUAUUUGGAGACAAAGUCGAGUACCGGUGGACUGAAUCGGAAUUCCCGUUCACUAAACCUUCCUACGAGCUAGAAAUCUUUUUCAAUGGGAAAUGGUUGGAAAUUUUGGGAUGUGGAAUUACAAGAAAUGAAAUUUUGGAUAAAGCUGGUGUGUCAAAAUCCAUCGCAUACGCGUUUGGAGUUGGUUUGGAACGCUUAGCUAUGGUACUGUUCGAUAUACCGGACAUUCGACUUUUUUGGAGCACAGAUAGUGGAUUUUUGAACCAGUUCAAAGACGAUUCAAUCGUCAAAUACAAACCUAUCUCAGUUCACCCACAAUGCACAAACGAUUUAUCUUUUUGGCUGCCGGAUGGUAUGAAUAUUGACGAAUUUUCCCCGAAUGAUUUCUACGACCUGGUGCGAACAGUCGCUGGAGAUAUAGUCGAACAGGUAACGUUGAUCGACAAAUUCAAACAUCCCAAAACAGGUAAGUCUAGUCUUUGUUUCCGGAUUGUUUAUCGACACAUGGAACGCACACUUACUCAAUCGGAAGUGAAUGUGGUUCAUGCUAAUAUCGGUGCUGAACUCGUCAAGAGUGUGAAUGUUGUUAUUCGAUAAAAUCUGCACGUCCGCAAUUACAAAUGUUAUCUUGAAA